UGACCCUCAAAGGAGCUGCACGCGCUCCAGUGAGACACCGCAUGGGAAUCUCGAGGACUUUUCCCCACUUUUGACUUUCUUUGUGUUUUUGGACCACCCGCGGAAUCCAGUUCAGGUCCCACUUGCUCUCGAAUUCAGUGGCAAGCGGCUGGGAGGAUCAGGACCAGGACCGGGAGCGGGACAAGGAGCAAGGCCGGAAGGAUGUCCCGAGCGGAGGAGCGCGAGGAGACAGACUGCGUUUGCUCUUUCGGGAUGAAGUCCACUUGGGACAUCAAUGACCCCAAACUCCCUCAGGACACAAAGCAUUUUGACGGCUUCCAGGAGUGGACUGAUGGUUACGUGCGUUACAUCUACAGCGCCGAGGACAAGAAUGCUCAGCGCCACCUGUCUGGCUGGGCCAUGAGGAACACCAACAACCACAACUGUCAGAUCCUCAAGAAAUCGUGCUUGGGCGUGGUGGUGUGCUCGCGGGGCUGCACGCUCUCCGACGGUUCCCGACUGCAGCUGCGUCCCGCUAUCUGCGACAAGGCUCGGCAGAAACAACAAAAGAAAGUGUGUCCGAGCUGCACUGGUGCUCUGGAACUGUUGCCGUGUCGAGGUCAUAGCGGAUACCCGGUCACCAACUUCUGGAGGGUGGACGGGAAGGCCAUCUUCUUCCAGGCCAAAGGGGUCCACGACCAUCCAAGGCCAGAGUCCAAAUCUGAGACAGAGGCUCGGAGAAGUUCAGUGAAAAGACGAGUCAACUCGCCGCCUUUUGCACCAAAAAAGCGACUCAUUGAAUCUCAGGCUCUCGGCCCAGCCCUUCUCUCCUGUGUGGAAUCAGCAGAUAGGAUCUCCUUCAUCGAGCCAACAUUCCCCCAGCAUUACCCAGCAUUCCAAAGUACAGAACCUUACUACAAUCACCAUAACGCUCUAGGAGAGACAUCACCCGGUCUGCAGAAAACAGCUAGUCCUAGACUCUACAUGGGCAGGCCCAGCUACGAGUUCCCAGGGUACCUGACCUCACCUUCAUAUCCAGUUACCUCAGAGUUUUGCGAUCCCAGGGUGGCUCCAGUCCUUGGCUGUCCAACAUCCUCAGCAUCAGCUCCCCUUUCUUCUUCCUCUUCCUCCUUUGACCCCUCACCAAAACCGGGCUGGAAAGACCUACUGAAGACCUCUGCCCCUUACAGUGACAACCACCAUUAUUACAGUACUGACUACCCCUGCCGCUACACAGGAAACACCCCGGGUUCACCCGCUGCACUGCAGACCAUCAUCACCACUACAACUAAGGUCUCAUAUCAGCCGUGUCCAAAGGCUCCUUCCUACCAGUCGUGUCCCAAACCGCAGGCCGGCCUCCCGGCCUACCAGCCCUGUGCUCCAGCGAAACCGCCGGGCCUCCCCGGCUGCUCCUCUCUGCUGGACGAGGCCACCCCCUCCUACUCGGCCGAGGUGAAAGUGACGGAGGAGUCGGGGGGAGUCAUCAAGUCUCUGUCAUUUCAGCCGGAAGUCGUGCAGACCAAAACGGAGCGAGCCGACGCCUACGACUACCGCUACAGCUACGCCAACACGUACCGCUACGACGACUACUGACGUGGCAACCGAGGAAGCUCUGAGGACUUGUCACUGAGCAGGUUUCCCCUUUGGUGCCCCCACAGGACAAAAUGUGACGCUUUGUGACGUUGUCAGUCAACACUGGGACUUUUAGGGAGGCCAAAAAGAAAGAAAAUGUUAACCAAAUGAUGCUAAUUGUGCUGGUCGGGAAGCUAAGUUAGCCUGUUGAUGGUUUCUCUCCAGCUAGCGUGUUAGCAUCGGAGUUUGACUCUUUUUGAACAUUUCAUUAUGGCCGCUACGCACGAUCCGGCCAAUCACGAACGACGUCUUCUUUUGAUUUGUUACAUUUUCUUUGUGCUAUUUAUUGACUGAAGACGAGAAGACUCAUCUUCUUACUCAUGAACUCUGUUGUGUUCGCCCUCGUUAAAACCAGUAAUAAAGUGGUUUGGACAUGAA
Messenger RNA from Nerophis lumbriciformis (worm pipefish), 1989 nucleotides. It is a transcript of the gene gcm2, whose product is annotated as glial cells missing transcription factor 2. Gene Ontology annotation, molecular function: DNA-binding transcription activator activity, RNA polymerase II-specific; RNA polymerase II cis-regulatory region sequence-specific DNA binding. NCBI's taxonomy places the organism in Eukaryota, Metazoa, Chordata, Actinopteri, Syngnathiformes, Syngnathidae. Gene Ontology annotation, cellular component: nucleus. The record is from RefSeq and is a predicted model, not a curated record. Gene Ontology annotation, biological process: regulation of transcription by RNA polymerase II; gliogenesis.